Molecule: messenger RNA, 543 nt
Organism: Zasmidium cellare ATCC 36951
Lineage: Eukaryota; Fungi; Ascomycota; Dothideomycetes; Mycosphaerellales; Mycosphaerellaceae
Exons: 1
Coding region: 1-543 (180 amino acids)
Source: RefSeq, a predicted model, not a curated record
AUGCUGGCGGUCGUACACGGAACACCACUGAUACCACCAUAUUCCUGGAAGACCGGUGAGAUCUCGAUGGUUAAACUGAAAGCCUUCCUAGGGCCGUUCAAGUCCCUCUUCGGUGCGACCUGCAUUGGACUCAUGGAUGUUACCGCCGUCCUCCUGUAUCUUCGGGGGACGAUGCCUCAUCCAGAGCAUCCUCCCAGCACGACGCAUUUCCAGGUCUUGAUGUACACGAUCGUGUACGACUUCCUCUGGGAAUCAAUUGCCGACGUUCGAGACCUGAACGAAGACCUGCAAGAAGGUGUGACGACACUGGCCACGGCAUUUGGUGUUCGACGCACGCUGAUGUUCGUGGCCGGCAGCACGAUCAUUGGAGACCUGUCCGUGACAAUGAUUGGCGGCGGGAACGCUGUGCUUGCGGCUUCUCGAGCUGUCUUCUUCUGGGGAGCUUUUAGUGCUCUCGCGACGUACAAGCCACGGCGAGCUACUUCUGCAUGGGGUGUAGGAUCCCUCGUAGGAUUGCUGCCGGUGUGGUUGGCAGCUCCUUAG